GCAUGUUACUUUACCAUUCCGGCAUACAUCUACACUUAGAAUAAUAGAAACGAACGAAUUGGUAGAUAUUCAGUACACUGGCGCUUAUUUCAUAUUUAUCAUCGUUGCCAUAUUUUCCUUCUUCUGCUUUAUUGGUGGGUGGUAUAUCCUGAGACGACACAUGUACAUGGAACGAAAACGAAAAUACAUAUAUUUGUUGUUCCUUGCCUCAGUGCUUUUAGGCAAUUGUGUUUUUAGCACUUUUAUUUACUUAGAGAAGAUACAUGUGGAUUCCAAAAUCGCAUUGACUGCUUUGUUCGUGGUUCCAGUGUUUGGUUGCAUUUUUGCUUUGAGCAUGGUUUUCAUCUAUGAUAUACAAAAGGAUCGCAACAUAUAUAAUGAGGACUAUGAAGUAAAAAUUUCUGAACUCCUGAAUGCCGCUAAACACGGGGACGUUGUUGAGCUACGGCGAAUAGCACACCAGAAGUACGUAGAAAUGCAUGAUGUUGAUUAUGACCAGCGCAGUGCUCUUCAUUUAGCUGCUUGUGAAUGCAAAGAAGAAGCUGUAAAAUACCUUCUAGAUCACCAUUUCUGUAGUCCAGGUGCAACUGAUAGAUGGAAUCGUACAGCACGCGAAGAUGCAGAAUGGCACCAAACAUACGAUGGAAAGGACAUGGACUACAUCGGAGUUAUCAAACUUUUAGCCCAAUGUAAAACAAAGAAAACCAAAACGGAACAUUUCAGAGAAAAAUGUGCAACAGAAAUAAUACAUGCAGCGAAAAAUGGAGAAAUUCACACUCUUAAAAGGUAA
Molecule: messenger RNA, 790 nt
Organism: Mytilus trossulus (common blue mussel)
Lineage: Eukaryota; Metazoa; Mollusca; Bivalvia; Mytilida; Mytilidae
Exons: 9
Coding region: 161-790 (209 amino acids)
Biological process (GO): L-glutamine catabolic process
Molecular function (GO): glutaminase activity; protein binding
Source: RefSeq, a predicted model, not a curated record